Molecule: messenger RNA, 762 nt
Organism: Amoebophrya sp. A25
Lineage: Eukaryota; Dinophyceae; Syndiniales; Amoebophryaceae
Source: the annotation of a GenBank genome assembly
UAGUAUCGCGGAGAUCUGUGAGUUUCUGUAUGACAUAGCCUCCGCUGCCGUUGCCGAGUUCAUGUUCAGAAUCCAUGAGAUGCCACGUUUUUGGACAGCCUACAAACAACUGCAAGUAGUGAAACCUGCGAGAGUCGAGGACGAGCUGGAUGAAGUUGAAACAGAUAUCAACGAAUUCGGAAGAGCCAUCAAACGAACGAUGAAGAGCCUGCAGUUGGAUGGCGAAGCUUUUGUGGAGAGACAACUCACUUGCCAGAGCAGAAGCAGAGAGACAGCACCGUCAACAUCUUGCUCUUUUCCCGUGUUAGAUGGAGAGCGAACAUCGCCUUUCAUCUUCGAUGGACCACCGCCUUCGACGACUACUUCUGAACGAGUAGUAGAAAGAACAAGUUCUGACGAAGGUCAAGUACACGACGCUGAACUACGAGAAUGGUACUUCGACGACUACAAUUCUGGCAGAAAAGACGGAGCAGACGAUCGGGUAGACAUUGCCAGAGAAAAAGAGCAAGACGAGGACUCUUCCGGUGCUUCUUCUUCUGGAGGUUCUCCAUCAUCUUCGCCGGCUUUCCGACGCAUGUCCCCAAUGUUUGAGUACGUUCUUGCUUUAGAAAUGCGUGGCCACCUCGACUUGGGAGAGAUGGGAACCUGCGGAGAGACGACUGGUCAAAUGCAGCCGCCCACCGACGAGGAGCUAGGUUUUAGUAGUGAUAGUUCGUCAGCAGCGUCCCCACUUGUGCACAUGCGUGUCGCUUUUCAAAGACG